CACCACGGCACCACAGCCGCCGACGCCGCUUCUCGGCUACGCCAUGUGUCAUUUGCGCGUAUUUUAAGCAAAGAUAGUGUUGAUUGCCCUGCAUGCUGCAAUCAUCUCGUUAUUAACUGUGCCGCUGCAGCUUUUUGCUCGAGCUGCUGUACCCACACGUCGUGCGCGCUACCGACUAAACUGACUUCACUGCGUCGGUACGAAGUGUGCGUAACCAGAACGUGAAAAUGGUCCAGACAGAGUGCGUCGACCAUUUCUUGGAGAAGAUAAGCAACUUGGAACGUCAACUGUCCAUCAAAGAGCACAUAACCAAGCUGGAAAGCCACAUGUCGCUGAUCAAGGACUUUCACGACACUGCCACACGGAUCGAAACUGAUGUGCGCUGGGUGCUGGGGCAGCUUGUCAUUAUGCUCACUGGUAAAAUAAGUGCCGGACAGGAGGACGGAAAGGACGCGGUGUUGCUCGACCUAUCAAUGUUGACCAAGAGCAGUGCCGGCGACCGCUGCUGUCCGUGCCAGUGUCAUUCAAAGAACGAAACGAUACCGUCAAAUAGUGGUGAUGGCACCCAAGACUGGAAACCACCGGAGGGUUCAAAUGUCACAGUAGCAGACUUGGUGAAGGCAGCAGCACAGGAGGCAGUUGACUCUUCAGACUAUGUUUUCAAUGAAGAAUAUCAGAUGUACUACAGUGUCUCAACUGGUUGCUACUAUGAUCCAUCAACACAGCUUCUUUAUGAGCCAACUUCAGGAACAUACUACCGCUAUAAUGCAGACACGGGAAGCUAUGAAGUGCAUUCUCAAGUACAGCCCCACAAGGCACGCAAAGUUAAGAAACCAAAACGCAAGCGCAAGAAGCUCGAGCUGAAAGACGAGUUAGCCGGGGAGCUGUCUAUGGAAGAAGGGGAGGUUGAAGACAGCUGCAGCGACGAGACUGCCAGUACAACCGACGAGAGCAGCAGUGCAGGCGAGGAAGAUCCUGCCAGCCAGCACCCUCCGUGCAUUCGCCUAGUACUGAAGGAGCCACAGGACCUGGUGCAGCAUAGGCUGUACCUGGUGACACUUCCAGGUGGCACCUUGGGAACCCACACUGAUCACGCACUCUGUCUUCCCAAUGUGGACAGCGUAGAUGAGAAUCAUGCAGAGCUACGUUAUUCCGAGGAUCAAGGGGGCUACCUUCUGAAAGACCUUCAAAGCCAGGCCGGAACUUCACUGAAUGGCAUUCCAUUAGAGCAGGGCCAAGAGUCACUGGUGCAACAUAUGGACCGGCUUCAGUUGGGAUCUGUUCAGCUGGAAGCACACAUCCACAAAGGCCACAACACAUGCACUCGCUGUGAACCAGGACUCAUGGACUCACCCUCGGGAGAUCAGGAGUCGCAGAGUGCCCCGCCGCCCAGUUCCGAGGCCAUACGCCGAGCGAAUGUAAAGAAGAUGAAAGCUAAAUACGGUCUCAAGGGCAUGGAGCACAUCGUUCCACCAAAAGGUUAUCAUGACCGUGCUCAGCAACGCAGAGAAGUAGUUGGAAGCAACUUCCCUCAUGAACGGGACUCUGAGCCAGCCAGUGUAGACAAACCACUGCAAGAAGACAACGUAGGCUUCAAGCUGCUCCAAAAAAUGGGCUGGAAAGAAGGUGCCGGCUUGGGAAAGCAGCAACAGGGAGCCACUGCACCUAUCGAGGUGAAGUCCACAAACACUCGCAAAGGAUUGGGCCACAGUGGCCCCAAAAUGGAAGACCAGCGAUCCCAAAUUCUCAGCAAGACACGGGAGCGCUAUCAGGCCAUUACCGGAAAGGAAGCGACCACCGGAUCAAGUCCAAAACGAGAAAAUACUUGAUGUGCCUUAUCAGCAUGCAUCAUCUGUUGUUCCCAUCAUCAUUUGUUUUAUUAUUACCGUUUUCCUGGUAAGGGUGAGGGGUCUGUACAUAACAUACACCCCUGCAGUUAUAGAUUUUUUAAUGUAAGAUUGGAUGAAAGUGACUUAGCAU
Molecule: messenger RNA, 1980 nt
Organism: Rhipicephalus sanguineus (brown dog tick)
Lineage: Eukaryota; Metazoa; Arthropoda; Arachnida; Ixodida; Ixodidae
Product: angiogenic factor with G patch and FHA domains 1-like
Molecular function (GO): nucleic acid binding; protein binding
Source: RefSeq, a predicted model, not a curated record